GGUAGCACAGGGGGCCGGGCUCUCUAUCAGUUCCGAGACCGUAAACCAUUCUCCCGCCCAACACUUCGAUUCACGUCCCAUUAUUGUAAGGACAAACUUUUUGGAGCCCAUAACACACACAGCACACUUUAUAGCUUUUAUAUCGUCGUGUUCCAUUUCCACGCCGCUUCUGUAUACAUUGUAUUUUUAUUUCGUUUGUUUUGGUUCUCCUCUUUAAUAUUAUUAUAUUAUUAUAUUAUUACGUCGUCGUCGCCGUCGUCAUUAUUAUUUGUUUAUUAUUUUUUUUUAUUCGCAAUAUUUUAAUAUAUUUUUCCGUUUAUUACGCAUUGCAAUAUUACAAUAUUUGAUUUUUUUCACCGUUCUCGCCGGCCCGCCAAAAAUAUUUACGACAGACGUAUAUUUAUAAACACGCCAAACGCGCGGAAAAUCGUAUUUUUAAUCGCGUCGAAAAAAUGCAUGCUAAACACCGGUCGUUUUAUAUUUUAACCGCCACAGUUUUUCGUUGCACGGUAUUCGAUUUUUGUUGAAACAAUUUUUUUUAUUUCAAUUAUCACUAUAAUAAUAGUUAUUUAAACCUCCGCGGUUUUUGUUUUGUUUGUUUGGUUUUUUAUUAUUAUUAUUUUUAUUUGAUCAAAAACACACAUUAUUCUAAACACAGUUUAUUGACGUCUACAACUCGCCAUUCAAGAGAUCUCACAGGACCAACGCAUAUACUCGAUCCAAAAUCGUCCUUGUCCGCGGAGCACUAAAUCGACGUACACGAAAAAGGGGCGGAUUUCGCGUACCCGACCAAGUGAUCGCGACGACCGUCACCAGUACCAGCACAAGCAGACCAUCCGAAUUCAGCUGCAGCAGCAGCAGAACCGUCAACCGCACGGGUACCGGAAAAACCGCGACCGCGGUUGGACCAGCGAGAGCGAGACAGUCGUCGGCAGUGAAUCGGCGGUAAACCGGACGACUCGUCCACCGUUGACGACUGUAAGACGGCCGCGCGUCGACGACCCGUACCAUCGUCACCGACACGACCAUCUCCACCACGACUGUAGGUUGCGCCAGCACGAGCACCACCGCUACCAGACCGACGGCCACGAUGACGGCGUGCCGCGACGUUGCAGCUGUCGGUGGCCACUAGCAGCCACAUCACUCAGCGGUCGAGCGGUACACCGCGCCGGUGCAGUGUAAUCACGGUACAUCGAGCUCCACACAUUUUCGCGACCGCGGUCCAGUUUCAGCGGCCGGCAAAGUGGAGGGCAACUGCGGCGACCUGUUGAACAUGAGCUCGUACUUUGCCAACUCGUACAUGCCUUCCGACAUGCGGAACGGCGGAGGCGGAGGGACCGGUGGAGGCCUCGUUGGAGGCGGCAGCGGCGGUGGUGGCGUGCUUGGUGGCGUUGGCGGAAUCGUCGGCGGCGGGGGUGGCGGUGGUGGUGGCGUGGUCAUGGAUCACCAUCAUCACGGCCAGCAGCACUACGUGGACAAUGCGCCGUGUGACCCGACUGCCCGGCAGGGCAUACCACCGCACCACUACGUAGGACCCACUGUCGGCGGACAGCCGCCGCAGGGCAUGCCGUACCCGCGGUUCCCGCCCUAUGACCGGAUGGAAAUUCGGCAGGCGGCCGCCGCGGCCGGCUACUACAACAACCAUCACCAGUCGUCCAUGGACGGCUACAGCAGGCCUGAGUCACCCAUCGGCGGUGGCCUGGUCGGAGGCGGUGGUGGCGGUGGCGGUGGCAUGGGCCAAAUGACCAUGAACGGCCACACGCCCGUCGUGUACGCCACGUGCAAGCUCCAGGCCUCGGUGGCCAACGGUCUCGUCGAACCGGGCAGCCCCACCGAUAUGGUCGACAUGACCAACCACCACCAGCAGCAGCAGCAGCAGCAGCAGCAGAUGACGGCCGCCGGCCACCACCAUCAUCAGCAACAACAGCACCACCAUUCGGCGCCGCCGCCACAGUCGCACCACCAGCAGCAGCAGCAGGCGUACUUCAGCAACCUGAGUCCGCACCACCACCAGCAGCAGCAGCAACAGCAGCAGUCCGUUGUCCCGCCGGCGCCUGGACACCACAACCAGGUCGUGGUCAACCCGCACCAGCAGACGCCGCCGCUGCAGACUCCCACCGCUCAGAAUCAACAGGCGGUCAACAACAACUCGCUGCCGAGUCCACUGUACCCGUGGAUGCGAAGCCAAUUCGAGCGGAAACGCGGCCGGCAGACGUACACCAGGUACCAGACGCUGGAGCUGGAGAAGGAAUUCCACUUCAACCGGUACCUGACCCGGAGGCGGCGGAUCGAGAUCGCGCACGCGCUGUGCCUAACCGAGCGGCAGAUAAAGAUAUGGUUCCAGAACAGGCGGAUGAAGUGGAAAAAAGAGAACAAGACCAAGGGCGGCGACGGCCAGGGCGGCGACGGUAGCGAUAUCACGCCGCAGACAUCGCCGCAGUAGUGAUAACGCCGCGACUUCGCUCGUCAUUAUUUAUAAUAUUAUUAUUAAUUAUUUUAUUUUAUUAUUAUUAAUAUUAUUAUUAUUAUUACUAUGAUUAUGAUUAUGAUUAAUACUGUUGUUGUACAUAUAAUAUGUACUCGCGUACGCGCGUGUGUGUAGAAGUGAAAUGGUCCACAGUUUUCCGAGUGCCGUACGUGCGUGCGCGAGUCACGCGCGCGUGUUGCUGCACUGCAGUGUCGUCAUUAGGGUGCGCGCACCUACGAUUUUGCUUGUUUGUGUGAGCGUUUGAGUGUGAGUGGUGCGCGUUAUCGAGAUGAGAUGUCAAGUCGUAUGUUAUACAGGACGACGGCGGAUUGUGACAUUUUUUCACGUAUAUACUUAAAACAAACAGAGAAACCAAUUUCGAAAUGAUAAUAAUAAUUAUAUAAUAUAUAAUACACUGGUCGCUCUGUAUAUCGUAUUGUAUAAUAAUAUUAUAAUAAUUGGUCACCCCAUAUUGUAAUAUUGUUACUGCGAUUACAGGGCGAUUUAGAUGGUUAACAAUAAUAUUUUUCUAUACAAUAAUCUUCUUAUUGUAAAUAUCACAUUGAAAAUAUAAACAAAAAUUUUGACAUUUCGUUCUGGGUAUAUAUUGAUAUAUACGCAUCAUAAACGUAUUUUAAAUCAUUUUUUUCAUUUUCCGAAAAGAGGAAAACGUCUUUUUAUCAAUUUUUGUCUUAUACCGACCGCAAUACUAUAUUAUAAUAAUAUAUAAUUAGGUACGUGUAAAAUUUUUCCUCGCUUAGGAAACUUGUUCUAAGAUUGUGUCUAAGUCAUUAUGUCGUAGGUUUUUUUUUAGUUCUCGUUUAAGUUUUAUUUAGUUCUAAGCAAACAAAUAAUAAACGAUAGCAAUGACGAUGUAAUAAUAAUUUAUUAAAUAUCCAAAGAAAAAUGACAUACCUAUAACGCGCGCUGGUCAACCGCGACUUACUUUCCGCUACUCGUGCCCACCCAACCACACUCGCAGACACACACUCACAUCCAUUUAAAUAUAUGAUAUAAUAUAAUAUGAAAUAUGGAUACAUAAUAUUAUGAUAAAGAGUACACUAUGUAAUAUGUUUUUAUUAUUAUUAGGUAUAUCGUAAUAAUUAAAAAAAAUAAAAAUUUUGUUACGAGCGAAUCGUCACGCGGUCGAUGAUAUGCGCUCGGGAUCUCAAAACCAGCUCAAAUAACACGUCCUUGCUAGUAAUAAUAAUAAUAAUAAUAAAUUUAAUAAUAAUGUAUAUCUAACACGCGCUUGUCUUAUCUUAACACAUACGUGUUGUACACGAUAUAUAUAAAAUAAUAUAUGCAUAGAGAUUGUGUGUACUAUCAUAUUAUAAUAUUAAGUUGUAUAUAAUAUUAUAAUAAUAUUAUGUGUGUUCGUGUUUGUUUGUGUGUGAGUGUGCGCGUGAUUAUGUCUCUAUAUAUAUUAUAUUUUGGUUUCAAAUUCCAGGACCAGUUGUUGUUUGUUUGUUUUUAUUUUUUAUUCAACUUAUAGUGCCAUUAGGAAUUAGACUGGCACCGCGAUUCGCGUCCGAUACACACGGUGUGACGGUGGCUGCGCGAUCCGAUUUUUUUGGUAUCGCCGCGGUUUUUACAUGAUAUUAUUAUGAUAAUGAUAUUUCGUUUGCGUGCGCCGCCGAUCGUUGUUUUUGGCUGUCGUUACAAUACGUCUUAAUGAGAUCACUACUAUACCAGCCAGACGCGAAUAAUAUCAUGUUGUCUAUACCAUAUAUUAUUACCUACCGAUGUUUGAACUAUGGUUGUAUCGGCCGCGACCUUCGGUCACCGCGCCGCAAUCAAUGUUUAAAUAGUAAAAUAUGCAUCCAAUAUAACACCGUGUACAAUAUUAUUACAACGUCAGUUUUUUUUCGUGCAUACAGAAUAAAUGUGGGACCCGGGGAAUCGUGCGCGCGCGAUCGGACGUGGAAUUGCGGUGAAAAUAACAAUAAGAGAAUAAUAUUAAAUAUUUAUUAUAUUAUUGUAACAAUAUAAAAUGCUAACGUACCAAAGGUGGUAUUUGCGUAUACUUUUGUUUUUGUUUUUUUAUUUAAUUUAUUUAUUUUCGUUUUAAUUAUUUUUCGUGUAAGAGAGAAAAUAUAUAAUAAGAGGAAAAAUAACGCGUGACUCAAGUACAUACAUAUAUAUUAAGUAAUUAUAUAUACGAUUAUUAUUUAUAAAUUAUUUGAAUGUGUACAUAUAUAUAUAUAUAUAUAUAUUGAAAUAAUAUGUUUAGACUUUGUAAAUUGUAAUAAGGUAAAAAAAAAAAAAAAAAAAUGUUUAUAUAUUAAUUAGAGAUCGGUCCAUGCCACUACUUGUUUACUUGUUUUCUCACACAAACUAUAUAUAUAUAUUUUUUUUUCGAAUACACAAUAAUACUAUACUUAGUAUCGUUGCGGUACACACUCUCCGCGAAUCAUUUUCGAAAAAU
This is a messenger RNA of Acyrthosiphon pisum (pea aphid), 4895 nucleotides long. RefSeq names its product homeotic protein antennapedia. The transcript is spliced from 4 exons. Bases 1274 to 2443 code for a protein of 389 amino acids. NCBI's taxonomy places the organism in Eukaryota, Metazoa, Arthropoda, Insecta, Hemiptera, Aphididae. The record is from RefSeq and is a predicted model, not a curated record. Gene Ontology annotation, molecular function: DNA-binding transcription factor activity, RNA polymerase II-specific; RNA polymerase II cis-regulatory region sequence-specific DNA binding. Gene Ontology annotation, cellular component: nucleus. Gene Ontology annotation, biological process: negative regulation of transcription by RNA polymerase II; anterior/posterior pattern specification.